Passer montanus (Eurasian tree sparrow) is the source of this 1049-nucleotide messenger RNA. RefSeq names its product FERM domain containing 8 (gene FRMD8). The annotation marks the transcript as partial. Gene Ontology annotation, cellular component: plasma membrane. Gene Ontology annotation, biological process: negative regulation of canonical Wnt signaling pathway. NCBI's taxonomy places the organism in Eukaryota, Metazoa, Chordata, Aves, Passeriformes, Passeridae. The transcript has 6 exons. The record is from RefSeq and is a predicted model, not a curated record.
GGAGACGGGAGGAUCCCCCUGGAGGGUGGCGGGGGGGGGUGUCCCUGUGGCCCUGGGGGUCUCCGCGGGUCCCCAAGGGGUGCCAGCCCUGUGUCCCCCCCCCAGAGGUGCAGCUGAAGCCGCGGCACCGACCCCUGCGCCUGGUCCGGCACUGGCCGGAGCUGCUGCUGCGCUUCAGCCUCGCCUCGCCCGCGGCCAUCGCCCAAGAUGAGCCGUGUCUGCAGCUGCGCAGGAACGUGUUCUUCCCGAAGAGCCGCGAGCUGGAGCUGCAGGAGGAGGAGCUGCUCCGCUUGCUCUAUGAGGAGGCGCGGGAGCAGCUGAGGGGGGGGCGCUACCCCGUGGACCCCCCCGAGGCGGCCGAGCUGGGGGGGCUCAGCUGCCGCCUGCGCCUGGGGCCCUUCGAGCCCGGCCGGCACACGGAGCUCAGCCUGCGGUCAGCACCGGCCGGACCCUGCCCGCGGGACCCCCCCCCCCGUGCCCCCCAGCACGUGCUGCUGUCCCUGACGUACCCCGAGCUGUGCUGGGAGCUGGUGGGCGCCGUGGGGCAGGACGGGGACCCCGCGGGGGAGGAGGGGGACCCCGCGGAGCCCCCCCAGCUGUGGCUGGAGUUCGAUGGGGACCACGAGGGAGCCCCCGUGAACCGACUGCUGCGCGUGUUCUCCCCGCAGGUGCGAGCUGGGGGGCCCUGGGGAGGGAAUUUGGGGGACCAGGGGGAUGGUCUGGGGGCGGCCGGCGCGCGUGGCGCCCCCUUGCGGCGGCAGGAGAGCGUGACCCGGCCCCGCCUGCAGCGCCUCGCGACCAUCGACUACGUGCGGGAGGGGCAGGAGCUGCGGCGGGUGAAGCCCCCCCGGCGCUCGGCGUCCUUCUUCAGCCGGGUGGGGGGCUCCUACAGCCCCGUGGCACAGGGGGGCACAGGGGGGGGCGGCUCCGAGCAGGGCUGAGCCCCCCCGAGCCCCCCAAACCCCUCCCAGUUCAGACUGGGAGCACUGGGAGCCCCCUGUUUGUACCCACGCCCCCCAAUAAACUGCACUGCCCCCCCGGCCCCUCUC